GCUGGUGUCCGCCGGGGCGGGCGGCUUCGGUGCGCUCCCCGUACAGGGGCUGCGGGGCCGGGGCUGGCGGCACACAUGGAUGACAGCAAGGUGGUUGGAGGCAAGGUAAAGAAACCAGGCAAGCGAGGUCGUAAACCAGCCAAAAUAGACUUGAAGGCAAAACUUGAAAGAAGUCGUCAGAGUGCAAGAGAGUGCAGAGCCAGGAAGAAGCUGAGGUACCAGUACCUGGAAGAGCUGGUUUCAAGCAGAGAGCGAGCCAUCUGUGCUCUCAGAGAAGAGCUUGAAAUGUACAAGCAGUGGUGCAUGGCGAUGGACCAAGGGAAAAUCCCCUCUGAAAUAAAAGCCCUGCUAACUGGAGAGGAGCAAGGCAAAGCACAGCAGAACUCAACCAAACUUGUCAAGGCUGGGAAGACAGAAGCAAACAGCAGCAAUCCUUGCCUGUGGAGACCUGUGAAGACCUGAGACCGUACUCUUUUACAGUGUUUUCUGUUUUCCUAAUGCAAGGAGGCCAAUGCAGAACCUUCCGCACUGCAGCAGAGAUAGCUUGGUAGCUAGCAGAAGAACGCUGUUGUGAGAGAAGUGGAUGCAUCCCCAGAUGCAGGGGGAAGGAUCCCAGUCCGCUGUCUUCUCUUUGCUCCUCCCCACAUGAAACUCUUUGAUUGUGGUGUUCCUAAGCCUGCAUGGAGUGGGGCUUUUGGGGUAAUAGGUGUUUGUGUAAGCGGAGCCUUGUUCUUCCUUUCUCUACGCCACCCUCCCCAAAUACAGCUAUGGCAGCUUUUGGGCAUUCCCAAUAAGAGAUGGGGGCUGCUUUUGUGUCAGAGCCCAGAAUUAGAGUGGGUUUGUGGUCAGUAGUUAUGUGGCUGGUAACCGUUGUGGGAGUCUGAGAGGUUCUGUAAAAUAAAAGAAAGAGGAGGAUCUUGUAAGAGCUUUGCUAAAGCCAAAUGGAGUACUAUAGGUUGAGGAGAAGGAACUGGAUCAAAAGCUUUCAGUAAGAAGGUUUAUAGUAAUGUAAUUUGUAACAUAAAUAAAGAUGUUGCUCUCGGCAUCCUUUUAUAAUGCAGCAUGUCUUUUAUGUUAUUGGGACUCUUUAAGAGACCUACGAGAUAUAUUCCCUGCUUCUGCCCAUACUUCUUUUGCAGGAUGCAUUUCCCACCCCCCACGCUCCCAGUAAGAUAGUCAAAGCAUCUCCCUCCACCUUGCUUCGAGCAGUGGAACAACUGCCACCUCAUCCCACCCCCUGUGCCCUGCUAUCUGUCUUUCUGCAUCUACCUACCCUUUGCCCCUAGUAUAUUUCUGGACUGCAACUUAAUAGGAAUACUGCUGUGCUAUCCUGGUUUCCCAGCUAAAGAUAAUGCCAAGAACUGGUAGCAAGGAAAACAAGUUGCAUCAGUUUGGUUUUAUGAUCAGAGAGGUGAUGGCAAAAGUCUUGCAGGCUGACUGACCCAUCCCAGAUAUUGACAGAUAACCUGCUGCUUUCCUUAGACUGCUCUUUCUCCUGUAUAUGCUUUUUGCAUUUAUAUGAUGCAAUGUGGAGAGUGGAGCUCUUGGGAUUUUCAGCGGGGGUUUUGCUUGCUUAUUCUCUGUUUCGUUUGUGACAAUGUCUUUCUCUGUAUUUUAUAAAAUGCAUGGAAUAUUUUUUAAUCUUAUGUUUUUUCUUCAUUUCAUAGAAUAAAUAUUAUAAUGAAUGACUUUGCUAGACUGAAUGUUGCCUUUUUAUUGAAUUAAUUGGGUCUGUAGCAUUAUCUCAAUUCAGGAUUAGUCAAAAGCACUGAAAAUAACAAAGUGCCAUAUUUCAGUGUACAGCACGGUUGCUUUCAGAAUUCCAUUCUGAGCACUCGUAUAUUAAUCCUUAAGGCAGGGUUUUAAGUUUAUUCUCUAGACCCUCCACACAUGUACUUAGUUAGCAAUUGCUAGAAGUGUUGCAUAGACAUGGAAAACUAUUAUGAAAGGUUAAGUAACACUGAAACAGAGAUGGGGAGGAUAUGAGGGGUCUGUCGUCGUCCCCUCUCUGUAUUUUAAGCUCUGAACUGCAGUUUGUGCUGAAAGAUAGCAACAAAGCCAACCCAUAAGUUUGGGGAUUUUUGUCUAUGCUAAAUGCUUGCCUUUUCUUUUUCUGGAUUCUCUGGAGGAAAGAAAAAUUAGGCCAGAUGUCCAGAACUAUACUCUGUGAACCUUGCAGUUGGAUUUUGUAACAUGAUCAUGCCAGAAGUGCAAUAUAUUAUUUUUAGUUAGAAUUAGAUUUACACACUCUAGUUUCAAAUGCAAACUAUGUAUUGUUAUUAAACAUAUAUUUCAAAUGUUAUGUGUAUACUUAAGUGUGUUUCUGAAUCAGGGAUGUAGGAACCAUGCAGAGGAGUUAUGGUAUGUGUGACCAGAACAGCUUCACUCAGCUCUAGGUAAUGUGACAAACGCAGCUCUGAUCUCACCAGAAAUACUCCACUUGUUCUCUUCCCUCCGCUCCUUUGUUUCACUUUCUGUGAUUCCAAACAAGAAACUUCUCAGAAGUUUUCUUUUAUGGAGGAAAUGGAGAGUUGGAAUUUCUCAUUGUGAUGAGCAACAGUUUUCAUCUAUUCCCCAUCACAGUGGCUCCUGCUUCUUGGCUUAGCCAGCAUUUGGCAUUACAGGAUUGUGUUUGGCAAGCCUGGGCCCAGCUCUGUGGCAGAAAGAGUGGCAUCCAUGUUCUGACAGGUUUUUUGUGCUUCAUGCAGAUGGGAUAGGAGGCAUGUUACAGCCUACGUAAUUUUAAACGGUUUCCUUGUUUGUCCUGCAAGCCAAAAUACAUGUGACACAUAGAGGCUCUAACUGGCAACUUUCCAACCUGCUCUAGAUGCUGUAGUUGAUUAUGAAAUGUAGGAUUCCCAGCAACAAUCAUUAAUUAGAUAAAGUUCGUGGCUUCUGUCACAUGGCAGAUCGUGCUAUAGUAUAAAUGUUCUGAGCUUAGAUGGAUCUCCGGGAGUCCUUUAUUUUGGAGUUUGAAGUUUAGCAGUUCCUCUUGAAAACUAACAGAAACGUUUGUGGUUCAUGCUCAUAUGAUACUCUAAUGCUUACAGUCUUCAUCCAUGUUGAGGUGGCUCCUAGAAGUAAUACAACCAGGUCCUCUGACUAGGAGUCUUAUAUAGUACCCUAAAUAAUGGAGGAUGGUUUAGUCUUAUCCUCCCUUUGUGUAAGAUGGGUACAGCCUUCCACCCAUUUC
Messenger RNA from Haliaeetus leucocephalus (bald eagle), 3193 nucleotides. RefSeq names its product cAMP responsive element binding protein-like 2 (gene CREBL2). NCBI's taxonomy places the organism in Eukaryota, Metazoa, Chordata, Aves, Accipitriformes, Accipitridae. Gene Ontology annotation, cellular component: nucleus. Gene Ontology annotation, molecular function: DNA-binding transcription factor activity. Gene Ontology annotation, biological process: regulation of DNA-templated transcription. Bases 76 to 462 code for a protein of 128 amino acids. The record is from RefSeq and is a predicted model, not a curated record. The transcript has 5 exons.